ACCGCGUCCGCACGGCUACCUGAGCGGCAGCCGCGAGCUGCGUCCCGCCUCUCUCGCUUGCUCGCUCGCUCGCUCGCUCGCGGCCCGGGGCGGCGCGGACAUGGGCGCCAAGCAGAGCGGCCCCGCCGCCAACGGCCGCACCCGUGCCUACUCGGGCUCGGACCUGCCCUCCGGGACCGGCAGCGGCGGCGGCGGGGCGGACGGCGCUCGGGCGGCCCGUUUCGCGGCCCCGGUGUCCGGCGCGCAGCAGCCCAGCGCCUCGGCCGGCGCGGCGGCUGCAGCGGCGGCGGCGGCCUCGGCCCCGGCAGCGCCCCGUAGCCGCUCGCUCGGCGGGGCGGUGGGCAGCGCGUCGGGCGGCCGCGCGGCGCAGUCGGCCUUCAGCAUCCCCAGCGCUGGCGGCGGCGGCGGCCCGUACGGCUCACAGGACUCAGUGCACAGCAGCCCAGAGGACAGCGUCGGCGCUAGGGACCGGGACCGGCCGGCGGGCGGGGGCCCUGGCGGGCCGCGUCUGGUGAUCGGCUCGCUCCCGGCCCACCUCUCCCCGCACUUGUUUGGAGGAUUUAAGUGCCCGGUAUGCUCAAAAUUUGUACCCUCAGAUGAAAUGGAUUUGCAUCUUGUGAUGUGUUUAACAAAGCCAAGAAUAACGUAUAAUGAGGAUGUGCUGAGUAAAGAUACGGGGGAAUGUGCAAUAUGCCUUGAAGAACUGCAGCAGGGGGACACCAUAGCACGGCUGCCUUGCCUGUGUAUAUAUCAUAAAGGCUGCAUAGAUGAAUGGUUUGAAGUCAAUAGAUCUUGUCCAGAGCACCCCUCAGACUAAGCACAGCAGACCCCUGUGUUACGGGUUUUCUUGUCUUUACAAGAUGCUUGAGAAAUCUAGAAGAUUUGAAGAUCUGUCUCUGGAAGAAAAUGAGAGCUGCAGGCUUAUUCAGCCAGGAUCUGAGUUCUGGGACACUUGGGUCCAGAGAAGGACAGGAAGAACCACAGAACUCAGCGAACCAAACUUGCAUAUAAGGGACACACAGGGAUUUUGAAAAUGCUGCACAGCCUGUACCAGUCACUGCGUAGAUGACACUGAUAAAUGUUUUGUAUUCAGACGCCAAAGUUAACUCAUUUCAAAGUUGAUUUCCUUUUUAGUAAGUUCUUAGAGCUGCUGUUUUAAUGUGUUUGGUUUUGGUUUGUUUGUUGGUUGGGGUUUUUUUUUUGUUUGUUUGUUUUGUUUUGUUUUUUAGUUUGGGGACUUUUUAUUUUCCUGAACAUAAUGUUUCUGCAUUCACCUAUUCUUAACUUGAAAACCACACAAUUUCUUUCUUACAAAGUCUUCAACAUGAACCAAGAAAAUGUAAUCAAAGCAGUAUAAUAUUCUGUGAAUGGAGAGUAUAAUUGAAGUUCUUCCACUUCCAGGCCCCACCUCCCCCUACCCCCAUGUAUGAAAAGUAGGUUUCUGGGUUGGAAAGCUAAACUCCGAUAGUAUGAAUUAAAGGUUAAUAUAUAAAAGUGUCAUCCAAAGAGUAAAUCAAGGUACAUAAUUACAUUUAGUUCAUUACAUGUAGAGCUGUCUACUCAACUGCAGUUUCUGAAAUCCAUUGUUUCUUCUAAAAGGAAACUGUGCAAUAGCUUGUUAGCAGUGACCAUCUUGCAGCAGCUAUGCAACUUUGAAAAGUUUUGCUGGUCCCCGCUCCGGGGCCACAGUGACUCUGUCCUAGCAGGUGUCUUUUGUCUUUCUGUAAUUACUUCAUUGUGCUUUGCAUUUCCAGGAGGUUUCCCUAUGUUUGGGUAAAAUGUUUAGCAAGUUGUAAAACAUCAGACCUUCUGAAAAGGGUGAAAUAAACACUUCUGCAGUGGGACUUGGAGUAAUCUGAGGGACAUUUUAUAUACUUUUAAAAAUCAGAAUUUAAUUGGGAUGCCAGAUUUCUAGCAACUUGCAUCUUUAGUUUUCCAGAUAAUCUGGAAGUUAGCAUUUGAUAAAUGAUUUUUUAAGCAAAUAUAAAGAUUUUUGUUAAUUUAUAAUUUAUUAAUGUGUUGUUACUGUAAUUGAAAAUGUUGUGGAUACUUUUAAAUUCAGUCUUUGUAGAAAGAACUGUAUUAAGCAAAAUUAUGUGAAUAAAUAUUCCCCAAAAAUACAUCUAAUGGUUAAGAAUACUGGAAGAGAGCUAUCAGGGCUGCAACAGUGAAUGUCUUUUUAAAUAACUAUCAAAAUGUCAAGAAGUAGAGUUCACCUUUAGUCUCUGGGGGGGACACAGCCCUGCUGUCCUGCUGUGCUGCGCUGUGCUGCACUGCCCUGCCCUGGGUGUGGAAGGGGAGUCUCUGGUGCUGCUCUGCCGCUCUUCACUCUGACUGUGCCCAGCUCUGUUGCUUGUACCUCUCCCUGCUCACAGGGCAUGAGCACCUGCUGCUAUGGUGCUCACAAGGGCAUGGGCAGGAGCACCUGCUGCUAUGGUGGGGUCGGGUGGGGACUGUCCUGAUAUGGGAAGAACUUGCCUGCUUUCCUAUGGCUGUAGACUACAUAGUACCUCUGCAGUUCCACUGUGAUCGCCUGUUAGGGCCAGUGGUCUGAUCCUGUGUCACAGCUGCCAGCACAGCUCUGUAGGUGUCCUUCAGCCAGGGCUAAGG
Molecule: messenger RNA, 2610 nt
Organism: Mus musculus (house mouse)
Lineage: Eukaryota; Metazoa; Chordata; Mammalia; Rodentia; Muridae
Gene: Znrf2
Product: zinc and ring finger 2
Exons: 5
Coding region: 101-817 (238 amino acids)
Biological process (GO): protein ubiquitination; positive regulation of autophagosome-lysosome fusion
Cellular component (GO): protein-containing complex; plasma membrane; presynaptic membrane
Molecular function (GO): ubiquitin protein ligase activity
Source: RefSeq, marked validated